AUGCUCGAGGAUUCAUCUUUAAUACAUUUUUCUUCAUACAAAGAUUCAGCCCCAACAAAGCCCCGAGAGGACCUGCAUGCAUGGGCUCAGAAGGUUGCUGCUGAGCUGCAGCCGGUGCAGCAGCUGCUGCAGCAGCUGCAGCAGCAAGACACAGAGCUGCGGCAGCAGCUCGAGCAGCAGCAGAACCCAGACCCAGACCAGCAGCAGCAGCAGCAGCAGCAGCAGCAGCAGCAGCAGCAGCAGCAGCAGCAGAUAGGGUUUGCUGAAGCUAUACUAAGAAGUGCUGCGCUCGCUGCUGAAUUUCAAAAACUCAGAAUCGAUAGACAAAUCAUCAGUGAUGACCCAGAGCUAGAAGCUGAGGCGGACCAGUAA
Messenger RNA from Eimeria mitis, 372 nucleotides. RefSeq lists its product as uncharacterized. The transcript has 2 exons. The coding region runs from base 1 to 372 and encodes 123 amino acids. Lineage: Eukaryota; Apicomplexa; Conoidasida; Eucoccidiorida; Eimeriidae. The record is from RefSeq and is a predicted model, not a curated record.